AUUCACGUAAAAUAAAGGUGGGUAGGUCAAUUUAUUGUUACUAAGUCAUCAUCGCAGGUGUAUCAUAGGAACCUAGGUAGGUCAAUUUUUGUUGCCGUCGUGUAUGAAUUUGUUAUUUCGGAUUAAUGAGCCUAUUUUAUUUAUGGUGAUGUACUUAUGUUCAAUGCAAAGUAAUUAAUUAACUUCAUAGUUUAUUUUUGCAACGAAAAUCACUAAGGCCCUUGUUAUCAUUUAAUAGACAGUAAAGUUUGUUUUAUUUUAAUUUAUCGACACAUUCAUUUUCAAUUAAUGCUUUUUGUUAUUUUAAUUGUCGACAAAUUAUUGUUAGAUAAUUAACGCAUUAAAUUGGUAGGCAUAACUGUAUCUUUACUUUAAAUAUCGUUUGUUUAUAUUUUCAUUGUAAACAUUUCAGGUUGACCACAUUCGUUUCCCAAUAUGUCUGAAGAGAAGGAACUUGUUAAAAAACGAGGUAGUUUUAAGGGACGUUUGACGUUAUUCAUCAAUUACCUGGAUGGGUUGCCAGAAUCUGAUGAACAGUUAGACAGUUGUACGGUCAGGGAAUUGCAAUUACGGAUGGGGAAGAUCGAAAGUAUGUAUGAACUUUACAAUGAGGUACAGUUACGUUUAGAAUGUUUAGCUGACGAUAUCAAUUUUCGAUUGACCGAACGAGCUGAGUUCGAGUCUUUGUAUUACAACUCACUGUCUAGGGCACAGGACUUACUAUGUAAGUACAAUAAUGAUAAAGAAUCGGUAAGUAGUGAUAAAACUACCCGUAUUAGUCAACGUAAGCCUGUUAGGUUGCCCACCAUACAGCUCCCAAAGUUCAACGGGACCUAUAGCAAUUGGUUGGAAUUCCGUGACACUUUUAUCAGCCUUAUUCAUUGUAAUGACGAAAUAGACCAAAUUAAUAAAUUCCAUUACUUGCGAGCGUCUUUGGAGGGAUCUGCUGCUGUUGUAAUUCAUGCCGUUGAGUUUUCAGCCGGAAAUUACGACAUAGCUUGGAAAUUGAUAUGUGAUCGUUUUGACAAUAAAAGAUUAUUGGUGCAGAAUCAUUUAUCCUCCUUAUUUAAUUUAAACACUAUAGUCAAAGAGUCAUCUUUUGUCUUAAAAGAUUUAAUUGAUCAACUUAAUAAAAAUCUACGUGCAUUGGAGUCACUAGGUGAGCCUGUGAAACACUGGGACACUUUAUUAAUAUAUAUAGUGACUUGUAAAUUACCUCAGCAAACAUUGCGUGAGUGGGAGGAUCAUAAGGAUCGCAUAGAUAAGGAUAUAGUAAUUACAUUUAGUACAUUCCUACAAUUCAUUCGCACGCGCUCUGACUUAUUGGAAACCUUAGAGUUAGCGCGAGCUCGCAAUAAUGCUUCUCCCUCUAAGCAUAGUACAGGUAGGAUACAAUCUAUGCUUGUUGCUCAGAAUCCCAAUAAUAAUAAUUUAAAUAAUAAGUUGUGUCCGCACUGUAAGUCGGAUCACUUAUUAAGUAGUUGUUCACAAUUCCUUGCGCUUAGUGUAGACGCCCGUUACAAGUUAAUGCCUAACUAUAAAGUUUGUUAUAAUUGUUUUCGUGUUGGUCAUUUCGCCAAUCGUUGUAAAAGGCCAGGUUGCAAAUUGUGUAAACGCCGUCACAAUAUAUUGUUGCAUUUGACGGAUAAUAAGCGUGUUUCUAAUUCUUGCAAUAAUAAUGAUAAUAAAAAUACAUCACGAGAUAGCUCAUUUGUUUCCAUGCCUUCGUUACCGCCCGCUGACGCUGGGACAAGCACUGAUGCGAGUGCAAAUAAUUUAACUUUGUCUGCGGAUCUCAGUUCGUCUUGUGGUGAUAACGGUGAACACCGCGGUGGUGUUUUGUUGUCUACCGCUCUCAUCAAGUUAUGUGAUCAGAACGAUCGUGAGCACAUAGUGCGCGCCCUGCUUGAUAGUGGUAGUACUUCAUCAUUUAUGACAGAACGCUUAUGUACUCGGCUCAAUUUGAAUACAAGUCAUGUUAAUGGUUCAGUCUAUGGCAUAAAUAACGUGAGUUCGCACGUAGGCAAAAUUUGUCAGGUAAAGAUGACGUCUUUAUACAACUCUUAUACUGCAAAGUUGAGUUGUUUUAUUUUGCCAUCAUUAAUGAGUGUUAUGCCUUGUCGCGAAAUCGACAUUUUAGACUUGAAUAUUCCAGAUAACAUAUUUUUAGCGGACCCCACAUUUAAUAAGCCGUCAGAAGUAGAUAUAUUAAUAGGUGCUGAUCUCUUCUGGGACUUGGUCGGGUCACAGAGAAUUAGACUAGGUGUAGGUAAGCCGGUACUGUGUGACACGUUACUAGGCUGGAUAGUUUCCGGUCCUGUUACUUAUAAUCCAGGCGGUUACCCCUUUCAGUGCACUGGUGUGGACUAUGCUGGUCCCAUCAUGGCUGCUAGUCGGCAAGGUCGCGGAUGUAAGCUGAUAAAAGUGUACAUUGCAAUUUUUGUGUGUUUCACCACUAAAGCUAUCCAUUUGGAGUUGGUAAGUGACUUAACGAGUAAUAAGUAUUUACUAGCAUUAUUUCGAUUUAUUUCGCGAGAAAGCCCGAUGAUAUUUAUUACGAUAACGGUACCUCAUUCGUAGGGGCCUGCAAUGAACUUUCGAAGUUUCUUAAAACUAAUUGUAAU
Amyelois transitella is the source of this 2624-nucleotide messenger RNA. RefSeq lists its product as uncharacterized. Lineage: Eukaryota; Metazoa; Arthropoda; Insecta; Lepidoptera; Pyralidae. The record is from RefSeq and is a predicted model, not a curated record. Gene Ontology annotation, molecular function: nucleic acid binding; zinc ion binding. The transcript has 2 exons. Bases 436 to 2580 code for a protein of 714 amino acids.